AAAUAAUGAAUUGGGUAAGGAACAGUUAAUAAGAAAAUGUGCCUUGCUAACUGUGCACAUUACAACAAAGAGCUGGCAGCUCCUGAAGGAAAAGGGCUUGUGCUGCUGCCGUUCAAACUUGUCAGUCAACUCGUGCCAGCAGCCUCAGCGUCUGCCUCCCCAGCACACCCUCAUUACAUGUGUCUGUCUGGCCUGAUCUGUGCAUCUGCUCAGAGACGCUCCUGACAAGUCGGGAAUUUCUCCAUUUCUCCCUGGUGCGAAGAGCGGAUUUCUCCCUGCUUCUCUUCUAUCACCUCCGUGCCUCUCCCCAAGGAGGCUCUUUGAUUUAUGGUAGCUUUGGACUUCCUUCAGCGUCUGCCUGUUCUUGACUUCUAGAAUGGAAGAAGCUGAGCUUGUGAAGGGAAGACUCCAGGCCAUCACAGAUAAGAGAAAAAUACAGGAAGAAAUCUCUCAGAAGCGUCUGAAAAUAGAGGAAGAAAAACUAAAACACCAGCAUUUGAAGAAAAAGGCCUUGAGGGAGAAAUGGCUUCUCGAUGGAGUCACCAGUGGGAAAGAACAGGAAGAGAUGAAGAAGCAAAAUCAGCAAGACCAGUACCAGAUCCAGGUUCUAGAACAAAGUAUCCUCAGGCUUGAGAAAGAGAUCCAAGAUCUUGAAAAGGCUGAACUGCAAAUCUCAACCAAUGAAGAAGCAAUUUUAAAGAAACUAAAAUCAAUUGAGAGGACAACAGAAGAUAUAAUAAAAUCUGUGAAGGUGGAAAAGGAAGAAACAUUGGGAGAAUCAAUUGAGGAUAUCUAUGCUAAUAUCCCUGACCUUCCAAAAUCCUACAUACCUUCCAGAUUAAGGAAGGAAAGAAAUGAAGGAAUAGAGGAUGAUGAACAAAAUAGAAAAGCUUUGUAUGCCAUGGAAAUUAAAGUUGAAAAAGACUUGAAGACUGGAGAAAGUACAGUUCUGUCCUCAAUACCUCUCCCAUCAGAUGACUUUAAAGGUACAGGGAUAAAAGUUUAUGAGGAUGGGCAGAAGUCAGUCUAUGCGGUCAGCUCUAAUCCUAAUGCAGCACACAAUGGCACCCAUGGCCUGGCCCCAGUAGAGGUGGAGGAGAUUUUAAGACAAGCCUCCGAGAGAAACUCUCAAUCACCAACAGAGUAUCAUGAGCCUGUAUAUGCCAAUCCAUUUUGCAGGCCAGUGACCCCACAGAGAGAAAAGGUCACCCCUGGACCAAACUUUCAAGAAAGGAUAAAGAUGAAAGCCAAUGGACUGGACAAUGAUGUAAACGAAUCCAUGUACAAUAUGGACAAUGGAAUUUCAGAAGAAAGGAGCAAUGACUUCAAUCAUAUCAGUCCCAUCCGGCCAACACCUCUCCCUCGAUCAAUGACUCACCAAACAGAAGAGACAUUCCAUACCCCUCAGAAGAGGGUGAUGCCUCCUUGGGAAGAAUCGAAUAUCAGUCAGGACAAAUAUAUGCCCUCUCCGAAGGCCAGACUGAGCCCCAGCAAAGCAACAGUUGGGAAGUCUGAACCCCAUGGUUCUUCACCCACUCUCCAGGAGGAGGAGGAUGUUAGAUACAAUAUUGUUCAUUCAUUGCCUUCUGACAUGGAUAAUACAGAACCUGUAACAAUGAUUUUCAUGGGGUAUCAGCAGGCAGAAGAUAAUGAAGAAGAAAGAAAGCUGCUGACAGGGUAUGAUGGGAUCAUCCAUGCUGAGCUGGUGGUAAUUGAUGAUGAGGGGGAGGAGGAGGAAGGAGAAGUGGAGAAGCCAUCCUACCAUCCUAUAGCUCCCUGCAGUCAGGUUUACCAGCCAACCAAACCAACACCACUUCCUAGAAAGAGAUCCGAAGUUAGUCCUCAGGAAAACACAAACCAUAAGUCUCCCCACAAAAAUUCUAUAUCUCUGAAAGAGCAAGAAGAAAGCUUAGGCAACGCUGGCCGCCAUUCUCCACUUGAUGUUCCGACAGCUGGAGAUGGGACUGAGGAUCCAUCCUUAACAGGCUUGAAGCGAGAAGGAGGAAAGCAGACUCUAACCAACUGCAGUGGAAGUCGUGAUACACAGAGCCUGCCUGAUUGACAGAAUCUCAAGAUGAGGAGUAACUGUAGGGAAGAGGAUUUCAGCCUGCCUUAGACCAUUAAAAAGUCACUUACCCCUGCUCUCUUUUAGCAUUGGCAAGGUAGAGGUUCAUAAAAUCCAAGGUAGAAACUUCAUAACAUCUUGCCUUUUGCCUGUGCUUACCUCAUAUUGUAGAACUACAGACCCCUUCUCGAGGCUCACCACCCAACAAUGCCCAGCCAGAGACCACCUGCCUAAGACAGGGCGGGGGAAAUUUUCUCAGCUGUCCCAAACUAAAGGGAAGGUUCUUGUUCCUGAAACUAUGAAUGAUCAUUCAAAUGUCAAGGGAAAUAAUAAUUUUUAACUUAAUUGAAACAAAAAAAAUUCAUAUAGGUAGAUUAGACUGAGAGUAAAAAUGACCAUGGUCUUGUUAAUAGUAGCAGAUCCAAUCCCUUUUCAUAUAUGGUACUGAAAUGAGAGAUCAUGUCUUCCCUUUUGGUUUUCAUUAAACAAAAUUGUGCAAUUAGCUUAGUAACUAGUUCUUAAUCCAUUUUACACAUAAAUGUAAUACCACAUCCUUAAUAUAAUCAGUAGGUUAGUGCCUUGGAAACAGCUCUCAACCUUUAAAACAUGACUGAGGCAGCUACACUCUGAAGUCCUAAACAUUAAGGCAUGAUACCAGAAUACCAAAGGACUGUUCUAAAUCCUAAACCUACAUUUUAAAAAAUGCUUUCUACAUCCACAUAUCAUUAAUAGUAGAACACACUCAAAAAAGAUACAUUUGCUAUUUGAAGGCAUAUUUAUAUCUUAACAGAGAUAAUUAAUAAUCAAUCCAACUCAACUGCUAGUUCACAUUGUUUUAUAU
Messenger RNA from Ictidomys tridecemlineatus (thirteen-lined ground squirrel), 2906 nucleotides. Lineage: Eukaryota; Metazoa; Chordata; Mammalia; Rodentia; Sciuridae. The record is from RefSeq and is a predicted model, not a curated record.